Molecule: messenger RNA, 771 nt
Organism: Letharia columbiana
Lineage: Eukaryota; Fungi; Ascomycota; Lecanoromycetes; Lecanorales; Parmeliaceae
Exons: 1
Coding region: 1-771 (256 amino acids)
Source: RefSeq, a predicted model, not a curated record
AUGCCCCCUGCAAAGUCAACACGAAGUGUGGAACUACAACCACUAAGUCGAUCCGCUCUCAGAGCUCGUGUUGACAUGCCAAACACCCCUCAAGAUCUAGUUUAUGCAGUAUCCGCCCGGGUCCUCAUCCCUGCCGCCGCUCAAAGCACCCAGAUCGCCGCGACAUCGCCGUUGACCAAAGCCAAAGGCACCGCCGCAAGCAACAGCGGUGGUGUUGCAUUGUCUCCAAGCGUGGGGUCUCUCAAAUCCAAGUCCCAGUACAUCCUACCCUUCCGCCAAACCCUCUCUCACGGCGAUGCCGUUACCCGCAGCCUGGGAAUUCCCAGUCCAGUGUCAGAACACCAGGCCUCCAGCGGCAAGACAACGCUCAUAAGCGGUCCAAGUACUUCCUUCCAAAGUACCAAAUCUAUCGAACUACCAGCUCUUGUAAUCGGCUCUCAGACCAUCACAGCUGAUGUCCAAAACCGAUAUAUUCUCGCCGGCGGGCAGUCCCUCCCUCCUGGCUCUACCACUACCAUGGGAUCUGGCACCUUCAUCACAGUCCUAGCCCCCCAAAGCUCCGGCACCCAAAUGCUCCUCGCGUCAGGCUCCAGCACUGCGCUGUUAUCCCACGCAACCGCCCCGCCUAAGCUUUCCAAGAUACCACCGCUCCUCCCAAUACGUUGGCAAAAUAUUAUUAGCAUUUUCCCAUUCAUCUUGUACAGACGCGAGACACAUUACUCGCUGCAUCGCAUGUAUGUAAGCAAUGGUCCAAGCGCGGCGGAGCCGUAA